Molecule: messenger RNA, 749 nt
Organism: Tribolium madens (black flour beetle)
Lineage: Eukaryota; Metazoa; Arthropoda; Insecta; Coleoptera; Tenebrionidae
Gene: MED21
Product: mediator of RNA polymerase II transcription subunit 21
Exons: 3
Coding region: 219-647 (142 amino acids)
Biological process (GO): regulation of transcription by RNA polymerase II
Cellular component (GO): mediator complex
Molecular function (GO): transcription coregulator activity
Source: RefSeq, a predicted model, not a curated record
UUAAUUAAGUUAUUUAAACUUGACCGCACUAGAUUUGUGUUGGCAAUCUUGCAUGUUUGUUUUUGCGAAAUGUCAUUAACCUUGCGGUGAAUUUUGUGAUAAUUAAUGAUUUUUGUGGCAUUUGAACCGUUUGAGGUGAUAAAUAAGCGUUAGUACGUCAUUUUAGUCAAGUUAGAGUUGUUUUUUGUGUGACUGUAGUAACAUAACCUCAAUUUCUCAUGGCCGAUCGCUUGACCCAGCUCCAGGAUUGCAUAAAUCAGCAAGCCGAACACUUCUGUAACAGUAUAGGAAUUUUGCAACAGUUUGCGCCCCCUAGCAAGUUCCCGAAUUUCGACAGGAGCGGUUCCCAAACCCCCCAGCAGCAAAACCAAGAAGACUACGUCCAGUUAUUCACGACGUUGAUUGCCCGAUGCGCCAAAGAUAUCGACACUUUGAUCGAGUCGUUGCCAAGCGAGGAAAGCUCAACGGACGUGCAGUUGCAAAGUCUCCGAAUUCUCGAAUCGGAGAAUCAAGAGUCAGCCGAGCGACUGGAGGCUAUAGUGCGCAAAGGCCAGGAUCUCCUCGAGCAAAUCCAAGCGGCGUUGAGCGACAUCGCCCAAUCACAACUCGACAUGCAACAUUUGACAAAAGUCGGGAACAAAGACUAGUGAGCUGUUGAUGAAUUUUAUUUGCGGUUGAAAAACAAACACAAAUAACCAUGUACUAUUUACAGAAACAUAUAUACAAAUAAAAAAGAUAAUUUAAAAUUU